This is a messenger RNA of Pieris brassicae (large cabbage white), 754 nucleotides long. RefSeq lists its product as uncharacterized. The coding region runs from base 381 to 752 and encodes 123 amino acids. Gene Ontology annotation, biological process: maintenance of rDNA; regulation of sister chromatid segregation; DNA repair. Gene Ontology annotation, cellular component: nuclear speck; cytosol. The record is from RefSeq and is a predicted model, not a curated record. NCBI's taxonomy places the organism in Eukaryota, Metazoa, Arthropoda, Insecta, Lepidoptera, Pieridae. The transcript has 2 exons.
ACCAUCAAAAUUCUAAAAACAAAAACAAUACAUUACUGUUAAGUGUAACCUAUUAUUCGAAAAUGUUAUUUGGAAGGUGGUAUUAUAUCUCAGAUCUGUGACUUAUAUUUUGUAAUCAAAAAUAAGCAAAUAUGAAAUUAAAAAAAAACUGCAUUUUAAAAAUACUCACAGUCUUACUCACAUAGACUAGAUAGUCUUACUAUGUUAGACUGUCUGAUUCGUUAGUAAAGAGAGCAUGAAUUAAUUUUAAAAUCUGUGAAGUGGUUGCAUUAGUGCUAAUUAGUUGUUACUGUAACCUUUGAGAUAUUGAUAUAUUUGUAAAUUAAGUUGUAAGAAAAAUAUUUUUUGGAUAAAAUUUUGAAGUUGUUUUGUUAUAAAAUAUGGCUAUGAACCCCACUAAGUUUUUUAUUAAGGAUAUUAUUAAUAAGCCUACACCUUUAGAGGUAUGGGUUCAAGGAACUAUUGAACAAGCCGUUGGGAAUGAUAUUAUAAUAUUGAUCAUUUCUGAUUCUUCUGGUCGAGCUAAAAUUGUGAAAUGUGAGACAGCUGAUGGUGUAAUUGAUAAAAGUUUAUUAAAAAAAGGUGUUUACUGUUGCAUAAUUGGCAUAGCUGUUAAAACUAAAGGACUACCAGAAAUUGAAGCAACAAAAUUUGUUGACCUGAGUUCUCAGCCACAUAUGAAAGCAGCUUGGUAUGAUGAAGUAAGAGAAGCAGAACUUCUAAUACACGGAAAAAUAAAACCCAAUAUUUAAAA